GGCACCGGGGCCGGGCUUCCCUGGGGAUCCUGUGCCGCUCCUGGACAGGAGCCCCUGGACCCGCGGGCGCUGCCGGGGCGGCUCGAGGCGUUGUGGUGCUGACGGGAGGAGGGAAGGCCGGCCCUGGGAGCUGCGAUCCCCCGCGCCCAGGCGCUGUCCCGAAUUAGGGGAUACCCUAAUUCCUUGCACCCAGUGUGCCUGAGGCCGAGCCGCGCACAGAGCCGAGCAGGUGAUCCCUGGGAUUUCCAGCCACAGCCAUGGGAUUGUUUGACAAGCUGGCAGGAUGGCUUGGGCUGAAGAAAAAGGAGGUUCACGUCUUGUGCCUUGGCCUGGACAACAGCGGCAAAACAACGAUCAUCAAUAAACUUAAACCUUCCAAUGCUCAAACUCAGGACAUCGUUCCAACAAUAGGAUUCAGUAUAGAGAAAUUCAAAACUUCAAGUUUGUCUUUCACAGUGUUUGAUAUGUCAGGUCAAGGGAAAUACAGAGACCUCUGGGAACACUACUACAAAGAAGGCCAAGCCAUUAUUUUUGUCAUUGAUAGCAGUGACAAAUUAAGAAUGGUUGUGGCCAAAGAAGAACUUGACACCCUUCUGAAUCAUCCAGACAUUAAGCACCGUCGGCUGCCUAUUCUCUUCUUUGCUAACAAGAUGGACCUCAGGGAUGCAGUGUCAUCUGUGAAAGUGUCUCAGUUGCUGUCCUUAGAAAACAUCAAAGACAAGCCCUGGCAUAUCUGUGCCAGUGAUGCUCUUAAAGGAGAAGGAUUACAAGAAGGUGUGGAUUGGCUCCAAGAUCAAAUUACACAGUCAGAUGCAAGCAAUGAAGACAUGAGAGAUAAAUAAAGGAUCUAUGAGGUUCUUUUAUGCCCUUUGUCAGUAGGUGAACAAGUUUCUUGGAAAGGAAGAAUGAUUUGAAGAUGAACAUUUCAGCUAAAAUAUCCUGUAUUGACUUGUUUCAGUUUAGUAUUUCUUCCAGGAAAACUGAAUGUAGACAACCUAGCACCUCAGGUAUGCACAUUGAUGAAUUAAAUUGAAUCUUGUGACUGGAGAGCAUAUACAAAAAAAAAAAAUUGUGUUAACAAUAAACAUCUGCAUUCAUUUGAGGUUUAAGUGAUAAUUAGCCAUUAGUAAAUGCCCCUCUGUUUUUUGGGGGGACACCUUUUGAGGAAAUGGGAAUAUUUAUUUUCCAGAGAGAAUAAUCAACACUUCCUGAAAUCCAGCUACAUAAAAUACCUACUGAUUUUAAUUGCCUAGUUGCAGGCAUUACUGCCAUUUUUUUAUAUUAAAGUUUGAUUUUGGGUUUUUAUUAUCCAUCUCUAAUAUACAUCUAUAAGAGUAUUUUGAUUAAAGAUAUAAGGAUUCAAAUGUUCAGUGUAUUUGUUAUAGAUGAUUGCAGAUGUUUUUAAGAAAUUGCUUUUAAGAAAAUGUUACUAAUUGUUUUGUGAUUAUGCCAUGGUUAUAUUUGUAUUCCCAUCAAUAAAACAUCAAAUAUAUGACAUGCCCUGAUUGGGUUUUUUAACUUCAAUAUGCUCAUUAAUGAUCUUUACAUCCUAGAGAUUUUUGGUUUUUUAUUUUUUUCAUUUGGAAUGUGUUUAUCCAUAUUCAAGUGGAUAUAGCACUGUAUGUGUAAUAAAAUGGUAUCUCUGUU
Molecule: messenger RNA, 1647 nt
Organism: Taeniopygia guttata (zebra finch)
Lineage: Eukaryota; Metazoa; Chordata; Aves; Passeriformes; Estrildidae
Gene: ARL6
Product: ARF like GTPase 6
Molecular function (GO): GTP binding; GTPase activity
Source: RefSeq, a predicted model, not a curated record